CAGAAAGUUGACUGUCGCACCUGUCGCACUUGUCGCAUUUAUUGGGUGUCAAUCAGGAUGGCGCCUCCUAUCACCAUUGUGCCGUCUCUCGAGACCGCCAAAGCUGCGAUCAGCCAGUCGAAAAACUCGCGGUUCCCUCCUAACCUCCUUCCACUUACGUCGUCUAUCUCGGCCGAUCUUUUGACGCCCACGCUUGCUUAUUUGAGGCUUGCUGAAAAUUCGAAAUUGUCAUUUCUUUAUGAGAGUGCCGCGACAACAGAAACGAUUGGGAGGUACAGCUUUGUUGGUGCAGACCCCCACACCGUUCUCAAGACAGGACCUGGUCAUGGCCCUGAAAGCGAUCCGCUCCCGAUUCUCGAAGAGAAACUGGCCAACUUCCGUGUCGCGUCCGUGCCCGGACUGACCCUGCCUCCGCUUACCGGUGGUGCUAUUGGGUACGUGGGGUACGACUGCGUCAAAUACUUUGAGCCCAAGACUGCGCGUCCGCUUAAGGAUAUCCUCGGCAUUCCGGAGUCGCUUUUUAUGCUGUUCAACACCAUUGUGGCCUUCGAUCAUUUCUACCAGGUUGUCAAGGUCGUCACAUACAUCCCAAUUACCGAUAACGACGCGGAACUCGACGCCAACUACAAGCAUGGACAGGCGGUCAUCCAGCGCAUCAUCGAUACUCUUCAGCGUCCGGAUACUCCUUUACCCCCUCAGGGCCCGAUUAUCCAAAAUCAGGAGUACACCUCCAACAUCGGACGCGAAGGGUACGAAGGACACGUCGUGAAACUAAAGGAACACAUUGCCAAGGGUGACAUCUUCCAAACCGUGCCGUCGCAGCGUCUUUCCCGCCCAACGUCGCUUCAUCCAUUCAACCUCUUCCGCCAUCUCCGCACCGUCAAUCCCUCUCCUUACCUCUUCUACAUCGACUGCGAGGAUUUCCAGCUAGUCGGAGCCAGCCCAGAGCUUCUGGCAAAGGAGGAAAAGGGCCGCAUCAUCACACACCCUAUUGCCGGAACGGUGAAGCGUGGCAAGACUGCUGAAGAAGAUGAAGCGCUCGCUGAGGAACUACGGUCUAGCCUGAAGGAUCGCGCAGAGCACGUCAUGUUGGUGGACCUAGCGCGCAACGAUGUCAACCGCGUCUGUGACCCACUGACCACGCAAGUCGAUCGACUGAUGGUCGUUGAGAAGUUCUCCCAUGUCCAGCACCUGGUAUCACAAGUCUCCGGUGUUUUGCGUCCUGAAAAGACCCGCUUUGAUGCCUUCCGCUCCAUCUUCCCGGCAGGCACAGUCUCUGGAGCACCAAAAGUCCGAGCCAUGCAGUUAAUUGCAGAACUGGAGGGUGAGAAACGAGGAGUCUACGCUGGUGCAGUCGGCUACUUCGGAUACAACAUAGCCUCGGCCGACGGAUCUAAGGAGAUUCCUGGUGCAAUGGACACCUGUAUUGCUUUGCGUACCAUGCUGGUGAAGGACGGCGUGGCGUAUCUGCAAGCAGGUGGUGGUAUUGUGUUUGAUUCAGACCCUUACGAUGAGUAUGUGGAGACACUGAACAAACUGGGUGCGAACAUCGCCUGUAUCAAGGGAGCGGAGGAAAAGUAUCUCAGCAUGGAGGCGAAAAGCUAGAGUAUUUGGUUACCAUGAUAGAUUGGAUAUGAAUGACGGCUUAUUAGAAUAUGACAUGCUUU
Messenger RNA from Aspergillus nidulans FGSC A4, 1667 nucleotides. It is a transcript of the gene trpE, whose product is annotated as anthranilate synthase TRP2. Gene Ontology annotation, cellular component: anthranilate synthase complex. Lineage: Eukaryota; Fungi; Ascomycota; Eurotiomycetes; Eurotiales; Aspergillaceae. Gene Ontology annotation, biological process: L-glutamine metabolic process; L-tryptophan biosynthetic process. The transcript has 4 exons. Gene Ontology annotation, molecular function: anthranilate synthase activity. The record is from RefSeq and is a predicted model, not a curated record. Bases 58 to 1605 code for a protein of 515 amino acids.